AUGUCAGUACCUGCUUUCAACUACCAAGUACGAACCGUCUCUCUUGAUGACACUCGAGCGCGAGGGAGUGGGGUUUCAGUUGUGGUGCGCAGUUACAAAAGGCCGGCCCUGGGUUGGAGUAGCGCAGACGAUAUCAUCGACCUUACGCUAGGCAAUGCUAAGAAGAACGGUCUGUUGCAAAAGGAACCUACAAGUCAAAAGGGCACAGAGAAGCAAAGAAAUACUCAGAUCCUAUCGACAGUCAUCAAGGCCAGGAGCUUGGUAACUGGGCCUCGGCACUCGGGUCUUGAUAUUUGGACCUCGGUAGUUAAAUGCUGGGAGUCAGGAAUUGGUAAUGGAGAUCCGGAACUCGAAGUUUGA
Molecule: messenger RNA, 360 nt
Organism: Suillus bovinus
Lineage: Eukaryota; Fungi; Basidiomycota; Agaricomycetes; Boletales; Suillaceae
Exons: 3
Coding region: 1-360 (119 amino acids)
Source: RefSeq, a predicted model, not a curated record